This is a messenger RNA of Chlamydomonas reinhardtii, 2832 nucleotides long. RefSeq lists its product as uncharacterized. The record is from RefSeq and is a predicted model, not a curated record. The transcript has 11 exons. The coding region runs from base 67 to 2145 and encodes 692 amino acids. Gene Ontology annotation, molecular function: 2 iron, 2 sulfur cluster binding. NCBI's taxonomy places the organism in Eukaryota, Viridiplantae, Chlorophyta, Chlorophyceae, Chlamydomonadales, Chlamydomonadaceae.
CCGAACACUUUUGCCAGUCCCUGCUCUCUGCCAUCAACAAGAGUCUGCACAACAGUCUCGGCUUCAAUGUGGGCUCUUCAGAGCCGCUCGACCAGCGUGCGAAGUCGCCACGCGGAGCGACAAUGCCCGCGCCUGACAACCAGAGGCGGUGCAGGAUGGCGAGCUCGCGUGGUCUCGCAUCCGCAUCCUGCCGGCACCGGUACGCAGGUCCCAACUUCGUCCGUCCUUGCCGCCGCAGCGACAGCCGCGCCGCCCGCCGAGGCUGCCCCCCAGCCGCCAGCACCCACAUCCUCAAUUUCCACCACCACCAUCACUCCAGCUGCGUCUCCCGGCGGUAGCAGCUCGGGCGCUGUGCCCUACAACUGGUUUGCCAACUGGGUCCCCAUCGUGCCCGUGUGCUAUCUGGAUCCGUCCCGCCCCACCCCUGUGACCAUCCUGGGCCAACCCCUGGUGCUGUGGCACCACAAGACAGAGGGCUGGAGGGUGAUGCGGGACAUGUGCCCACACCGCCUGGCGCCGCUGUCGGAGGGCCGUGUGGAGGAGGGCGGCACGCGGCUGGCCUGCGCCUACCAUGGCUGGGAGUUUGACGGAGACGGCCGCUGCACGCGUGUGCCGCAGCUGGCCGCCGACCCGCGCGCCCCCGCCACCGCCUGCGGCAGCCCGCGCUCCUGUGCGACCUCCUUCGCGUCCCGGGUGCACGACGGCGUACUGUGGGCCUGGCUGGAGACGGGGCCGGGAGCCGCCGCGGCCGCCGCCGCCACACCGCUGCCGCGGCUAUUGGAUCCAGACACGACGCCCAUCCUGGACUGGUCCAUGAACGAGCUGCCUAACGACUACAGCUUCUGGGUGGAGCAGGGCAUGGACCCCGCACACGCCAACUUCCUACACCACGGGCUGGGCGCCUUCCGCACCAAUGAGAGUGUGCCGAUGCGGGGCGGGAUGGUGCGCAACCAGGACAUAGACGUCAAGUCUGGCUGGAUGUGGCGGCACCGGGGCUAUGAGAUGAAGAAUGAGGACAUGGACGCGCAGCGCGAUUUCGAGCCGCCCUUUGCCAUCCGGGCCACCUACGACCAGCCCAACGGCAGCCGUACACAGAUCUGUACGAUGCAGGUGCCCGUGCGGCCCGGCGUGUGCCGCACCUUCUUCAAAAUGGGUGUGGGGAAGGCAUCUAAACCCACGCCUGGCUCGGCGCCGCCGGCGCCGCAGAGCCCGCCACAGGUGCCGGCUGCCGCCAGUGCCAGCGCUGCGACGAGCGCCGCCGCCGAACAAGCGACGGGUGAUGAAUACGCAGGAAAGAAGGAGAGGGAGGUGAAGAAGGAGACAAAGCGCGGAGGGAUAACCGACCUGCUCGGCAAGCUGCCGCACUGGCUGUUCAUGUCCCAGCUCAUCGCGGACCAGGACGUGGUCAUGAUGUGCAGGCAGGAGGAACUGAUGCGGCGCGAGGGCCUCACGCGGCGCGACUACUGGCUCAACAGCCGCAGUGACGAGGGCGUUGCGGCCAUCAACAAGUGGAUGAAGAUGGCAGGCUACCCGAACAGCCUGUGGGACAGCAACGAGCCCGCCGCCGCAGGCGGCAGCAGCACCAGGAGCAGUGCCGGCACUGCCGCAGCGGCGGCCGCGUCGGAUCCUGGCAGCAGCACGGGAGCAAAACACAACCACAGCCGGGCGGAGCAGCUGCUGAGCCGGGGCGGUGCUGCGGCGGCGCAGGUAGCGCCGCUGGGACAGACAUAUCGCGGCUGGCCGGCCGCCGGUGUCUCACUGGAGCAGAUGCUGUCGCGGCGGGAGCGGCACCUGCGCCACUGCGUGAUAUGCCAGCGGGGAGAGGUGCUUGUGAACCGCGUGUGCAUCGCGCUGACGGCAGCGGCGGCGCUGGUGGCGGCGGGCACGGUGGUGGCGGCGCUGGUGGGCGUGAUGGGCGGCGGCGGCAUGGCGGCGGUGGGCGGCUGGCGGGCGUUGGGGGCGGCGGCGGCGGGCGCGGUGGCCCUGGCGGUGGUGGCAAUCAAGGCUUGGGCGUUCAAGGAGGAGCGGUUCGAGUCAGGGCUGCCGCAGUGGGAGCAGAACGGCGGGUAUGCGAUGCUGAGAAUCAAGGGCUCCAAGGUCAAGGGCGGGAAGGGCCAGUACAAGAUCGAGAAGCCCAAGAAGUAAGGAGUGAUGCGGCGCCCGCCGGACAGCUGGGGGAUGGGGAGGGGUGAGGAGGUAGGGGAGGAGGCGGAGGGGAGGGGCCGGUUUUAACGGGAGUGCAGGAGCGUUUAGAGGAGGGUUGAGUUAUACGGUGUGUGCGAGUGAUGCCAAACUGUCAGGGAAAGGACAGUACGUGGUGCAUUGGCACCAGCAGGGAUUGGAUGAUCGCGCGCGUGUGCAAGCAUUACGUGUCAUCAGCAGGAGGCGCAGUUUUACACGUGAGGACGGGGGAGUAUGCUUCAUUCGUACAAUGACAUUUAGUUAUGGAGGCGCAUGGAGGCGCAUGACUGUGGAGCAGGACUGGCUCCUACCCGUGCGGUGCGCGUGUGGGGGUUAAAGCCAGGCCUUCCGAGGUCGCGACCUUCACCCGCCGGGAUUAUCUGAGGAGCUUGUGCCCAGUAGCAGGCGGUCAGCAGUGUGAAGCCAAGGCGGCGCUGAGUUUGUACUGGCGUAGCAGAUGUGUGCCGGGAGGGCGGAUUAGAUCGCCCGGGCCGCCCGGACAAAUGCUGACUUGUUCCUGGCUAGGAUGGAGGGGGCGCUAUGGCGCUGUAAGAGUCGCCACACAUAUGACAACUGGAUUGGGGGCCAAUACCGGUAACUCGUCUGUUCUUAACCCGAAUGUGCAACGCGAAUUGAUGAAUUCCUGCUGGG